AAUCGCUACCCAGAUUAGUCGGAUCUUAUCGCCUUUUCGUUUGAAUAUAAUUAUAGUACUUGGCCAGUUGGAAGUGCAUUGGCGACAUUAAGUAAUCCAUGUUAGUCUGCAACUGAUUGUCCAGCCAGCAUGAUCAGUAGCUAUUCCCAGAACUCCAUUCGCCCCUUGCCGGAGGGUUUGCAAAAGGUGGCCAUCGAGGAGCUAAACGAGGUGCCCAGUCGCAUAGAAUCGGAUGUAGCUGCCCUAAGAGAAUGGCUUGAAAAGCAGCCACAUCUGUGCUCCUGUAAGGAUACUCAGUUCCUGUUGAGUUUCCUGCGAGGCUCAAAGUUUAGUCUGGAAAAGGCCAAGCAAAAAAUCGACAGGUUCUACAGUUUGCAAAAGGCCAUCCCUGAGGUUUUCAACGAGCACCGUCUGGCAGAUGAUCCUCAAGUUCUGGAAAUUAUCCGAAUGGGUGUGAUACUACGAGUUCCCUUGGACAAGGAUGACACAGGACCUGCUGUCACCAUCAUACGCGCUGGAGCCUAUGAUCUUAACAAAUUCAAGUUCCAGGACAUCAUACGGGUGGGCUCCAUGUUUGGCGAAAUUAUGAUGAUGGAGGACGACAAUGCCACGGUCAGUGGUUACCUGGAGAUCAUGGACAUGACAGGAGUGACCGGUGCGAAUCUAUUUUCCCUGCAGCCGCAGCUCCUUAGCAAAUUUUCGGCCUAUGCCGAUGAGGCGAUGCCCACCCGUCAGAAGGGCUUCCAUUUCAUCAACGUUCCCAAAGCCUUCGAAGUGGGUUUCAAGUCCUUGUUGGGCUGGUUUCCAGGAAAAAUUAAAGAAAGAGUUUCUGUAAGCUCUGAUCCAGAGGCCAUUUUCGAGCGGGUCCCAAAGCAUUAUCUUCCCAAGGAGUAUGGUGGCACUAAGGGCACUAUGCAGGAUAUAAUCUCCUCUAUGGAAGCCAAGAUAUCGAGCUAUAAGGAAUAUUUUGAGGAGAGCCAGCACUUUGGCACAAACGAGAAGUUACGUGAGGAACCCGAGCUUUUCAAGCAUGAGGAGAGUCACUUCGGCUUGGAUGGCUCAUUUCGGCAGUUGGUGAUCGACUAAAACUAUAAGU
Molecule: messenger RNA, 1096 nt
Organism: Drosophila bipectinata
Lineage: Eukaryota; Metazoa; Arthropoda; Insecta; Diptera; Drosophilidae
Product: retinol-binding protein pinta
Cellular component (GO): membrane
Molecular function (GO): phosphatidylinositol bisphosphate binding
Source: RefSeq, a predicted model, not a curated record